UUCCAUUUAUGGCCAGCUCUUUUAUAAAUCCAAAGACGCUUUCAAUCAGUUGAGGAAUAGGCUGGAAACCAUAUAUACACAGAGUACGAUCACACGUCAGCCUUCCCACCUACCUCAUGGAUCCUGAACGGCUGGUUCAGUGUCCCUAUGACAAAAAUCAUCAGAUCAGAUCCAGCCGUUUCCCUUAUCACUUGGUGAAGUGCAAGAAGAACAAUCAAAAGAUUGCUAAAGGACUAGCAACAUGCCCCUAUAAUGCCCGCCACAGAAUUCCCAAGCAGCAGCUCAGUUUCCAUAUUGAAAAUUGUGAGAAUCGAGUUCCUCUGGAGGUGUUCAAUGUGGCUACCAAUCCAAACAUGGGAAUCAAAGAGGUGGCUGCUGCGCAGGGCCCAGCUCCGCAGGAAGAUUGGGAGGCUGAUGCUGAUGAAUCUCCUGCUCCUCCUUUUCUGUUUGGGGCCAGCUAUUCUGAACAGAAGUAGAAUCUACAUCUGUGAAGGUUUUAUCAUGAGGAUCCUACUGAAGAAACAAUCAGGACAAUUCUUUUAAACAUUCAAGGCAACCCCUUUU
Python bivittatus (Burmese python) is the source of this 564-nucleotide messenger RNA. Its product is annotated as gametocyte-specific factor 1-like. The record is from RefSeq and is a predicted model, not a curated record. NCBI's taxonomy places the organism in Eukaryota, Metazoa, Chordata, Lepidosauria, Squamata, Pythonidae.